AUGUACAACAUGAUGGAGACGGAGCUGAAGCCGCCCGGCCCGCAGCAAACUUCAGGGGGCGGCGGCGGCGGUGGCAACUCUACUGCUGCGGCGGCGGGCGGCAACCAGAAGAACAGCCCAGACCGAGUUAAGCGGCCCAUGAACGCUUUCAUGGUGUGGUCCCGAGGGCAGCGGCGCAAGAUGGCCCAAGAGAACCCCAAGAUGCACAACUCGGAGAUCAGCAAACGGCUGGGCGCCGAGUGGAAACUUUUGUCGGAGACGGAGAAGCGGCCGUUCAUCGACGAGGCCAAGCGGCUGCGAGCGCUGCACAUGAAGGAGCACCCGGAUUAUAAAUACCGGCCCCGGCGGAAAACCAAGACGCUCAUGAAGAAGGAUAAGUACACACUGCCCGGAGGGCUGCUGGCCCCGGGAGGCAACAGCAUGGCGAGCGGGGUCGGGGUGGGCGCCGGCCUCGGCGCGGGCGUGAACCAGCGCAUGGACAGCUACGCGCACAUGAAUGGCUGGAGCAACGGCAGCUACAGCAUGAUGCAGGACCAGCUGGGCUAUCCGCAGCACCCGGGCCUCAAUGCGCACAGCGCGGCUCAGAUGCAGCCCAUGCACCGCUACGACGUGAGCGCCCUGCAGUACAACUCCAUGACCAGCUCGCAGACCUACAUGAACGGCUCGCCCACCUACAGCAUGUCCUACUCGCAGCAGGGCACCCCUGGCAUGGCGCUCGGUUCCAUGGGCUCAGUGGUCAAGUCCGAGGCGAGCUCCAGCCCCCCCGUGGUUACCUCUUCUUCCCACUCCAGGGCGCCCUGCCAGGCCGGGGACCUACGGGACAUGAUCAGCAUGUACCUCCCCGGCGCUGAGGUGCCAGAGCCCGCCGCCCCCAGCAGACUUCACAUGUCCCAGCACUACCAGAGCGGCCCGGUGCCCGGCACGGCCAUCAACGGUACACUGCCUCUCUCUCACAUGUGA
This is a messenger RNA of Sus scrofa (pig), 960 nucleotides long. RefSeq names its product SRY-box transcription factor 2 (gene SOX2). The record is from RefSeq and is marked provisional. Gene Ontology annotation, cellular component: nucleus. Lineage: Eukaryota; Metazoa; Chordata; Mammalia; Artiodactyla; Suidae. Gene Ontology annotation, biological process: neuron differentiation; negative regulation of transcription by RNA polymerase II; brain development. Gene Ontology annotation, molecular function: DNA-binding transcription activator activity, RNA polymerase II-specific; RNA polymerase II cis-regulatory region sequence-specific DNA binding.